CUCCUUCUGCAGGAGUCUGCCACACCCUCCCGCCCGGCUCCCCCGGCCGCCGGGAACACACCUCUCCCGGCUUCCCCAAGGAGCCAGGCCUGUCCCCACUGCUCCUAGGCUUCCCGGGGAGCCUCAGGCCAAGGCCCAGCCCCCGAAGCACGCGGCGUGCGCCGAGGUCACAGGGGCGGGACACGCUCGCUCCUUCCCUCCCUCCCUGCCGCGGCCGGGGACGCGCGCUGCCGCCGAGCUGGUCAUGCUGCUGCUGCCGCCGCUGGGGAGGCUCGUUCGCCGGAGCCUCGGCGGGGCGCCCCCUUUCUCUUGCUGCUGGCCCCGCCAGGGGCCUUCCCUCGCCCGGCGAGGCUACAGCGGCGGCGCGGGGCGCAAGGGCCUCGUCUUAGGAGUCUAUGCAAAAGAAAAAGAGGAGGCGGUUCCUCAGUUUACUAAUGCCGGAGAGACUUUUGAUAGACUUGUAUCGGGAAAGCUGAGAGAGUUAUUGUCAAUAUCUGGGCCUCCUUUGAAGAAAGGCAAAAUACGCCUAUUUCAUGGCUUGCAUCAGGAUUUUCCAAGUGUUGUAGUUGUCGGCUUGGGUAAGAAGGCUGCUGGAGUAAAUGAUCAAGAAAACUGGAAUGAAGACAAAGAAAAUAUUCGGACAGCUGUUGCAGUCGGAUGCAGACAAGUUCAGGACCUGGAGGUCCCUUGUGUUGAAGUAGACCCCUGUGGAGAUGCUCAGUCUGCUGCAGAAGGAGCUGUUCUUGGGCUAUAUGAAUACAAUGAACUUAAGCAAAAAAAGAAACCUGUAGUUACUGCUCAGCUACAUGGAAGUGAUGGCAAGGAAGCCUGGCAGAAAGGUGUCAUGUUUGCUGAGGGUCAGAAUCUGGCUCGCUAUUUGAUGGAGGCCCCAGCUAAUUAUAUAACACCAAUGAAAUUUGCUGAAGUUAUUGAACAGAAACUCAGAAGUGUUAAUAGCAAUGUGAAGGUCCAUAUAAGGUCAAAAGCAUGGAUAGAAGAACAACAGAUGGGAGCAUUCUUGAGUGUAGCUAAGGGCUCAGAUGAGCCUCCAGUCUUCUUGGAGAUUCACUAUUCAGGCAGUGCUAAUGCAAAUGACUCUCCGCUAGUGUUUGUUGGAAAAGGAGUUACCUUUGAUAGUGGUGGCAUUUCACUUAAGCCUUCUUCAGGUAUGGAUGCAAUGAGAGCAGAUAUGGGAGGAGCAGCAACUGUGUGUUCGGCCAUUGUGACAGCAGCAGCACUAAAUCUACCUCUUAAUAUAAUUGGUUUGGCACCUCUCUGUGAAAAUAUGCCCAGCAGUAGGGCAAACAAGCCUGGAGAUGUUGUUAGGGCCAAGAAUGGGAAAACAAUUCAGGUUGAUAACACAGAUGCAGAGGGAAGGUUGCUAUUAGCUGAUGCUCUCUGUUAUGCCCACAAUUUUAAUGCAAGGGCCAUUGUGAAUGCUGCGACGUUAACAGGUGCCAUGGAUGUAGCAUUAGGAUCUGCUGCGACUGGAGUUUUUACCAGUUCAUCUUGGCUUUGGACUCACCUUUAUGAGGCCAGUAUUUUGACAGGAGACCGUGUUUGGAGAAUGCCUCUCUUUGAACAUUACACAAAACAAGUUACCGAUUGUCCACUUGCAGACAUCAGUAAUGUUGGAAAAUAUAGCAGAGCUGGAGGCGCAUGCACAGCUGCUGCCUUCCUGAAAGAAUUUGUGACUGCGGCUAACUGGGCUCAUUUAGAUAUUGCUGGUGUGAUGUCAAAUAAAGAUGAGGUUCCUUAUCUUCGAAAAGGCAUGGCAGGACGACCCACACGAACAUUAGUAGAGUUUGCUACACGCUUGAGCAAAGACAAGCAAAGUGUCUAGUAAAAUGCUAAUUCUGUAAUCUUCCACUCUGCCUUAAAUCUGUCUACUUCAAUUAAUCUUAAAAUUUAUUUUAAAACUAGUUAAUGGCCUAUGGCAUAUGUACACUCUAAUAAAAUGCCAAAUGUGGAAGUACAUCUACAAUCCAGGAAUACUUCCCAUAAUCUAAAAAAUAAUGAUGAAAGACAAAUGCAUUUUAUAAACAGUUCUUACUGAGUAAGAAUAUCCCAUAGAUGAGGUUCCCUCUUCCCAUUUUAUGCUGUUGAAGGUGAGAAGUUCUGUUUGAACUAUUUUUAGACACUUAAUACUGAAAAAAAUUAUCAUUGUAAACAUCUGGACUUGUGUUCAGAUGUAUAAGUAGUGAUCUGUGUAAUGGUCACAAACAAAUCUACCUUUUUAGUUGCUUUACCAAGUUCUUUUGUCUAAACAGUAUAAUGUAGCCUCCACUAUAAAACCAUUAAUCUGGAAUACCAUUAAUCUGGAAUCAUGGCCCUUCUGUGUUUUGGAUAUACCAUACAUGGAAGAAUAACUCUCUUGAUAGGGUUUAUUGACAGAAAUUUUGUCAGAACAACAUAAGGGAGAAGCUAGAGGUACUGUUACCAGCUGUUUAAUCAGCUAAUACACAGUAGUGCUUUAUUAGGUAUUGGGAGACUCCAUUGCUAAAGGUAUCUUAAACUAGACAACCUGAAAAUAAGCUGUAAAGAGCCUUCCUAUGUUGGCAGGGAGAUGGAUUGUCUUGCCACUUGUUAUAUGAGAUGCCAAUUUAUUGAGCAUAAUUAAAAUAAAUUAAACAAUUUCCUGCAGUUGUUUAUACUUCCUCUCAAAGAGCUUAGCAUAAUUUUUUUUCUCCCUGGUGGUUUUGCUUUUUUCAUUUGCUUGAUUGAUUUUUUUUUUCUCUUGUGCUUUCAAUAAAGCUUAAAUUAACA
This is a messenger RNA of Mauremys reevesii (Reeves's turtle), 2766 nucleotides long. It is a transcript of the gene LAP3, whose product is annotated as leucine aminopeptidase 3. The transcript has 13 exons. Gene Ontology annotation, biological process: proteolysis. Lineage: Eukaryota; Metazoa; Chordata; Testudines; Geoemydidae. Gene Ontology annotation, molecular function: manganese ion binding; metalloaminopeptidase activity. The coding region runs from base 245 to 1843 and encodes 532 amino acids. Gene Ontology annotation, cellular component: cytoplasm. The record is from RefSeq and is a predicted model, not a curated record.